Odocoileus virginianus texanus is the source of this 930-nucleotide messenger RNA. The record is from RefSeq and is a predicted model, not a curated record. NCBI's taxonomy places the organism in Eukaryota, Metazoa, Chordata, Mammalia, Artiodactyla, Cervidae.
AUGGAGAACAGGAACAACGUGACAGAGUUCAUUCUCCUGGGGCUGACACAGAAUCCAAAGAUGCAGAAAGUCGUAUUUGCAGUGUUUUUGGUUGUCUACAUUGUCUCUGUGGUAGGAAAUGUGCUCACCUUGGUCACCAUCACCACCAGUCCUUUAUUGGGUUCUCCCAUGUACUUUUUCCUGGCUCAUCUCUCUUUUAUUGAUGUCUGCUAUUCCUGUGUCAAUACCCCUAAACUGAUUGUAGAUUUGCUCCGUGAAAAGAAAACCAGCUCUUUCAAUGAAUGCAUGACCCAAAUCUUUGGAGAGCAUUUAUUUGCAGGUGCUGACAUCAUUCUGCUGACUACAAUGGCCUACGACUGCUAUGUGGCCAUCUGCAAGGCCUUGCACUACACAACCCUCAUGACCUGGCAGAUGUGUUGGUUGCUAGUGGGAGUGGCAUGGACAGGAGGCUUUCUUCAUUCAACCAUUCAGAUCCUCUUCAUUUUCAGGUUACCCUUCUAUGGCCCUAAUGUCAUAGACCACUUUAUGUGUGAUCUGAACCCUUUGCUCGAACUUGCCUGCACUGAUACUCACAUUCUAGGGCUCUUUGUUGCUGCCAACAGUGGGUUCAUCUGUCUGUUAAUCUUCCUUCUGUUGAUUAGCUCCUAUACAGUCUCUCUGCUCUCUUUAAGGACACGGAGCUUGGAGGCAAGGCAAAAAGCCCUCUCCACCUGUGUCUCCCACAUCACGGUGAUCCUCUUAUUCUUUGCGCCCUGCAUAUUUGUGUACAUGAGACCAGCGGUUACUUUUCCUAUUGAUAAAGGAGUUGCUAUAUUCUACACCAUCAUAGCUCCCAUGUUAAAUCCAUUAAUCUAUACCUUGAGAAAUGACCAGAUGAAAAAUGCAAUUGGGAAAUUAUUUAGAAAAAAAGUAAGUAGUAGUGGAGAAUAA